Molecule: messenger RNA, 1104 nt
Organism: Helobdella robusta
Lineage: Eukaryota; Metazoa; Annelida; Clitellata; Rhynchobdellida; Glossiphoniidae
Exons: 9
Coding region: 1-1104 (367 amino acids)
Molecular function (GO): protein binding
Source: RefSeq, a predicted model, not a curated record
AUGACAAAAUAUCAGACAAACAAAUUUUUGUUUCUAAAAAUAGAUCCGCCAAUAUUCUCAACCUACCCAAGCCCUCUCUACCAACGUAACAUAGGCGAUGACGUCACGAUGGUGUGUUCUGGGGAGGGAGAUCCCGCCCCGCUGGUUGCCUGGAAGAAGUCAAACAGCAAUAAAUUGAUGACGUCGAGAAGAAAUCAAAAUGGCGGCAACCUGACAAUCGCCAUCUUGGAAAAUGGCGACGCCGGAAGUUACGACUGCGUUGUUAGCAACGUCUACGCCACUAUCUACGUCACUUCCGCUUUGGUCGUCUUAAGACCCGAUGAAACGCAACAUCAGUUAGCAGCUGUUAGCAGCACUGAUUACGUCAGAUUGUCAUGGCAACCAGCUCUGACGUACGAGAAAGAGAAGAUCCUGUAUAUAUGGUACAGACCGAUAAACAGUAGUAGAAAACCCUGGCAAAACGUAACUUUCACAACCAACCAAUCAGAUGAAAAAUCCUGGUCGGAUGACUCUAGUCAGAUGAGAAAAUAUGACGUAUAUCAUGAUGUCAUUCAAUCACGAGAUGGUUCUUUGACGGCCACCUCUUCAUUCCUCCUCCCACCGACGAACGUUUCAGCUUCCUAUUGGCCGAACCAGGGCAUCAACAUCACGUGGUCGCAGUCGGCCAACCAAUCAGCAGCAGGCGUCUACAGCAACAUCGAGUAUCGAUUGGCUCACGGCAAAUGGGUCAACCUGACGUCAUUGCCUCCGUCUCUGACGUCAUACAACUGGAAAAGUAUGUCACGUGACGCCGUCUAUCACUUCCGGUUGAGGAGUCUCAGUGAGAAAAUGGCCACCUGGAGCGAACCGUCGAAAGAGGCUGUCGUUAAGACGUUUGGUGACAGCUCCAGCCAGCACUAUCAUAAUUACCUCCAGCAAAACUUCGCGAGCUGGUACGUAGCCAUCGGGAUGCUGUUGGUCAUCUUCGCCAUCACGUUGGUCACCAUGGUGGUUGUCAUGGGUGUCAAAUACGUCAGGAAAGUUAGGAUGAGUAAACAUUUACCGUAUGGUCAUGUCAAAUAUUCAGGAGCCAAUGACGUGAGGCAGGAAACUAGGUCAUGGUAA